CUGUUCGCCAGCUUACACCCUAUUGUUCGGCUCCCCUGGCUCGUUUUAUUGCCGCAUUCGAAAAGCGUUACGCUGACCUCCCGGACGACACACAAGACUCCUCGUUCUCUCCACCCAUCACUCUUCGUCUGCUGAAGCACCUGUUCGGGCAGACAGAGGAGAAGGAGGAGGAGGGAGAUGGUACCACCAACAUUGCCAAGAAUAUUUGGGUGGACCAGGAAGAUCUAGUGGAU
Dibothriocephalus latus is the source of this 233-nucleotide messenger RNA. The record is from the annotation of a GenBank genome assembly. NCBI's taxonomy places the organism in Eukaryota, Metazoa, Platyhelminthes, Cestoda, Diphyllobothriidea, Diphyllobothriidae.